GUUAAUAAAAGAAAAUAAACAAUGGAAGAGGAUUACAAUGCAGAGGAUUACCCAUAAAUCUAUGGUCAGAACAAUGCUUCGGAAAAAUUGUGGCUACAAUAGGGACACUAGUUUCCAUAGAUGAAAAAACUUUGAAUUGGGAAUGUUUAGAAUUUGCGAGAAUAAAAGUAAAGAUCCCGAUCGGAGCGAGAAUUUGGAUUCAAAAAAGCAUGAAGAUAAAUGGGGAAAUCUAUAACGUGGUUUUAGAAGAGGAUUUCAAUGAAGGAGAACAAUAUACAUGCUGUUGUGCUAACACCAGUAAUUCGUCUUCAGAUUAUAAUACAAGCUGCAACGGGUCCUUUGAGUUGAGUUCAGUAUCAGGAUGGAGUGAUAAUGUCAUCUUGCAAGAUUUUGAGAUGGAAAAGUUGAUAGAAGAGCAAACGGUCCAAUCACCGGCUGCCAUAAUCAAUCGGAGCAUCCAAGAAGCAACGGAGCAGUCCAGUGGGAACGAUAACGUAUCUAUUUUUGACCGUUGUGGGACGAAUGCUGGAAAUGGUAGGAUUGAGGAUAAGUUGGAGGAUGUACUGAACGAGUCAGAACCCCUAAAUAUGAAUAGCCUAAUUAAUACCUCUGCAACGAAGAUUGGAAUCACAAAUCCUCUUACUUGUGAUUUUGGGCCAAUAUUAGGGGCAACCCAAUUUGUUGAUAAGGAUCCUGUUGAAUCUAUUGUCAAGGAAACACAAUUGGGCCCUAAUAAUGAUUACUUAGGCUCGGUAAACAUGAACCAUGACACGACUCUUACGGGACCAACUAAACAUAACCAUCCAUCACAGAAAUGCGACCUACAACCAAGAUGUGAAAGCAUAGGUUUUGAUCAUCAAAUCAAUAGGGCUGGAGCGUCUGAUCAGGAAACAGGAAGCCAAGAUUGCAGCAGAAACCCAAAGUUGAAUCACAUGACGUUAAUCAAGGAAUCAAUUUUGGACCCAAUAGACUUCCAGGAGAGGCGGCAAUUAUGGGUUGGAGAAUCAAGUACCAAACAACCAACAACCAACAAUUGCAGAGUGAAGGAGAACAGUAAGGCUAGCAAACGGAAAAUUCUCAGUGUGAUAGGUAAGCAAAUGCAGGUUCCUCAAGUGAAGGGAAGAAAGUGUCAUAAUGCAAGGCUUAACUAUAGCGAUGUUGUAAGAUCCAGUCUGCAACACAUCAGACAUGGCUGAGUUCUGUAGCUAUGGAACUGCACAGUAGUAGUGCUAGAGGGGGCUGACUGCUGCUAUAUCAGAGGCAACAACUUCAUAUCUGCAAUAGAGGGGGCCGUAUGUCAAUAGUUUCAUAGAUGUUGCAGAGCCUUAUGUGUAGUGUCAUGGUGAUAUACUAAGGCUACAUCUUUGUUCUUGUUAGGUUUUGGUUGAUGGCUCUCUCUUGCUAAUCUAUACAUCAACACUUACAGAUUUUGUUUUUUGUAUAAGGGUUAGAGCACUCCUUAAGUGCUCUACUUAAUUAAAUUUUAUUCUUUGUUGAU
Messenger RNA from Vigna unguiculata (cowpea), 1498 nucleotides. RefSeq lists its product as uncharacterized. Lineage: Eukaryota; Viridiplantae; Streptophyta; Magnoliopsida; Fabales; Fabaceae. The record is from RefSeq and is a predicted model, not a curated record.